Triticum dicoccoides is the source of this 2311-nucleotide messenger RNA. Its product is annotated as ABC transporter G family member 5-like. Gene Ontology annotation, cellular component: membrane. The coding region runs from base 64 to 2091 and encodes 675 amino acids. The transcript has a single exon. Gene Ontology annotation, molecular function: ATP binding; ABC-type transporter activity; ATP hydrolysis activity. The record is from RefSeq and is a predicted model, not a curated record. NCBI's taxonomy places the organism in Eukaryota, Viridiplantae, Streptophyta, Magnoliopsida, Poales, Poaceae. Gene Ontology annotation, biological process: transmembrane transport.
GAGUUAAGCAACGAUCUAAGUACUUAGUUUCGUACACGCACGUACACGGAAGAGCGAGCAUCCAUGGCGAGCUCCGGCCACAUGGUCGUCGGCGUUGGUGGACCUGAUGAGCAGGAGCCGGUGCCGGUGCCGUACGUGCUGUCCUUCACGGACCUAUGCUACAGCGUCAGCAAGCGCCGGGGCGGGCUGAUGGGCUGCCUGCCGUCGCGCGGUAGGAACCAAAUCGCCAACGCCAGCACCAAGGCGCUGCUCGACGGCAUCUCCGGCGAGGCGCGCGAGGGCGAGCUGUUCGCGGUGAUGGGCGCCAGUGGGGCCGGCAAGUCCACGCUCCUCGACGCCCUUGCCGGCCGGAUCACCCGGGCCAGCCUCCGCGGCAGCGUCACGCUCAACGGCGAGCCGCUCACCGACGGCCGCCUCCGCGCCAUCUCCGCGUACGUGAUGCAGGACGACCUGCUGUACCCGAUGCUGACCGUGCGCGAGACGCUGCUGUUCGCCGCCGAGUUCCGCCUCCCGCGGGCGCUCUCCGCGGCCAGGAAACGCGACCGCGUCGACGCGCUCAUCCGCCAGCUCGGCCUCUCCGGCGCCGCCGACACCGUCGUCGGCGACGAGACACACCGAGGGGUGUCGGGCGGCGAGCGGCGCCGCGUCUCCAUCGGAGCGGAUAUCAUCCACGACCCCAUCCUGCUCUUCCUCGACGAGCCCACGUCCGGCCUCGACUCCACCAGCGCCUUCAUGGUGGUCCAGGUGCUCCGAGACAUCGCUCGGAGCGGCAGCGUCGUCGUCAUGACCAUCCACCAGCCCAGCGCGCGCAUCCUCGGAAUCCUCGGCCGCCUCCUGCUCCUCUCCAGCGGCCGCGCCGUCUACGCUGGCACUCCAGCCGGCCUCAAGCCCUUCUUCUCCGAGCUCGGCACGCCCAUCCCCGACAACGAGAACCCGGCCGAGUUCGCGCUCGACACCAUCCGAGACCUCGAGCGCCAGCCCGACGGCGCCGCGAAGCUCGCCGACUUCAAUGCCAGGUGGCACGGCGACACCAUCGGCAAGGUGAGCAGCACUGUGAUGUCGCUGGAGUUGGCCGUGGCCGAGAGCGUCUCCCGGGGUAAGCUGAGCCGGCUGAUCGAGAGCACCACCGGCACAGUGGGGAUGCCGACGUACGCGAACCCGCUGGCGUUGGAGGUGUGGGUGCUGAGCAAGAGAUCGUUCAUCAACUUCCGGCGCAUGCCGGAGCUCUUCGCGCUGCGCCUGGGCACGCUCAUGGUGACGGGCCUCGUCCUGGCGACCAUCUUCUUCCGCCUGGACGACACGCCCAGGGGCGUCAAGGAGCGGCUCGGCUUCUUCGCCAUGGGCAUGACCACCAUGUUCUACGUCAGCGCCGGCACGCUGCCGGUGUUCAUCCAGGAGCGCCACGUGUACCUCCGCGAGACGGAGCACAACGCGUACCGCCGGAUCUCGUACGUCCUCGCCAGCUCCGCGGUGUUCUUCCCGUCGCUGGUCAUCCUGUGCCUGGCGUUCGCGGUCAUCACCUUCUUCGCCGUCGGCCUGGCCGGCGGCGGCGCGUCCUUCGGCUUCUUCGUGCUCACCGUCCUGGCCUCCCUCUGGGCGGGCAGCGGCUUCGUGACGUUCCUGUCGGCGGUGGUGCCGCACGUGAUGCUGGGGUACACGGUGGUGGUGGCCGUCCUCGCCUACUUCCUCCUCCUCUCCGGCUUCUUCAUCACCCGGGACAGGAUCCCGGGCUACUGGAUGUGGCUCCACUACAUGUCCCUCGUCAAGUACCCGUACCAGGCGCUGGUGCAGAACGAGUUCGGCGACGCCAGCAGGUGCUUCGCGCGGGGGAUCCAGGUGUUCGACGGGACGCCCGUCGGCGGCAUGUCGGAGGCCGUCAAGAUGAAGGUGCUCGGCGCCAUCAGCGCCGCCCUCGGCACCAACGUCACGGCCAGCACGUGCCUCCUCACCGCCGCCGACGUGCUCAAGCAGCAGGCCGUCACGGACCUAGGGAAGUGGAGUUGCCUCCUGGUCACGGCGGCAUUCGGCUUCUUCUUCAGUGCUCUCUUCUACGUCGUCUUGCUCGUCGGGGGCAAGAACAAACGGAGAUGAUAUCGAUCACGCGCGUCCCUAGCUCCUUAAUUUCACUUUUACCUCAACAGCUAAAUUAAGCAUGCCUCUGUCAUAUCUGCAACUAGCAGUACAUUGUGGCUUUGCGCAUCUGGAUGCACAAGGGGUGAAGCCACAACUCUUCUGUGGCUCGAUCAAACAAUAACACACGAAAUGUUUGCACGCGUCCCUUUAAAAAAGAAGGUUAUUUUUUUUACUUCUA